UCCCGAGAACACAAAUAUUUGAUACGCUAGGCCAGUUGAGCGUUUUAUCCAUUCUCUUCGAGCUGACCUACUAAUCUCCGAAGGGAAGAAAACAAAGAUCAAUGGCUUCUGCAAAAGCAAUAACGAGUCCAGUACCAGAUACGUGGUACCCAACCCUAGCCGUCUUGAUGCUCGCCGUUGGUCUUGUCCUCACCGCUUCUUUCUUCAUCUAUGAAGCAACAUCUUCUAAGCGAAACCGCAGCCUCGCCAAGGAGCUCACCACAGGGGGAGUGGCAUCCGUGUUCCUGGGCGUUGGAUCGUUAUUUUUGAUACUUUCAGCUGGUGUGUAUGUUUGAUUGUUGUAUUGCUCAAACCAUUAUAAAAUGAUAUCAUGUUAAGGAUCAUGGCUUUGACAUUGUUAGCUACAGACCUUUAUCAUUUAUCAGAUGAGAAUAGCUUCUUUGAUA
Molecule: messenger RNA, 446 nt
Organism: Hibiscus syriacus
Lineage: Eukaryota; Viridiplantae; Streptophyta; Magnoliopsida; Malvales; Malvaceae
Product: transmembrane protein 258-like
Exons: 4
Coding region: 102-335 (77 amino acids)
Biological process (GO): protein N-linked glycosylation
Cellular component (GO): membrane-bounded organelle
Source: RefSeq, a predicted model, not a curated record